AUGAGCUGUGGUGGUAGUGCUGGUGGUGGUCAAAGUUCUCUGGGUUAUCUCUUUGGAAGCGGUGAGCCCCCCAAACCAGUAGUGGCACCAGCUGCAAGUGCUCCACCUGUUGAGAAACCAUCUACUGCAAAGACUGAUGCGACCAUGCAGCCCUUAAAAGAGCUUCCAGAAAAGAAAUGCAAGCGAUGUGGUUUGUAUGAGGAGGGCACAUUUAAGCCUAAUGUUGUCUUUGAUGAAUGGGAGAUGUGUUUGAGUGAUUUCAAGGGCGGAAAAUACACCCGCUUUAAGGAAGGCCAGUUCAAUGCAACAUUCCUAUGCCCAAACUGCACUGCAUCUACUAGACAUGGAAACCCUGGACCAAGUGAAGAUUUGGAAACUAAGAAGACAUCAAUUGCCGUCAUCAUAGUAGUUAGUGUUCUUGCUUCAGUCCUUGUCGUCACUGCCUUGUUCGGGGGCUUCAGGUACUGGCAGAAGAAGAAGAGGGAGCGAGACCAGGCAUGGUUCCUCAAGCUCUUUGAAGAGAGAGAUGACCUUGAAGAUGAGCUGGGCCUAAGUAAUGAAUUCUAAAAUAGUGCGUGCAGUCUUACUUCCGAUGUUUUCAGAUGUAGUUUCCACGUAUGAUGUA
Zea mays is the source of this 625-nucleotide messenger RNA. RefSeq lists its product as uncharacterized. The record is from RefSeq and is a predicted model, not a curated record. The transcript is spliced from 3 exons. The coding region runs from base 1 to 567 and encodes 188 amino acids. NCBI's taxonomy places the organism in Eukaryota, Viridiplantae, Streptophyta, Magnoliopsida, Poales, Poaceae.